AUUCAAUGGCGGUGCGCCGCCGCCGUAGUGUGCUGUGCUCCUUCAUGCUGCGGCCCCUUCCCUUCAUACUCUUUUGAAACCCUCUCCACGCGCGGGGCAGACGACAGGAGCAGCUCAGUUUUUCGUUCGCGCAGCAAACCAUAGUGGAACAGGCGGAAAGGCAGUCAGUCAGCCAGCCAGCCAGCCAGCCAGUAGCACAGAAAGCUGGUGUAAGACUGCCGUUGAUCCUGUAGUAGUAGCAGUGCUGAUGGUGGAUACCCGUCAUAUUGUCAUUUUGCGUAGCUGAUCCCAGCCUCGGAUUCGGAUCAUUUACUGAUAUGUAUAUAUAGUAGAUAUACCCGACGUUGAUCGAUAAUCAGUGAUUUUUUAAGUGCUUAGUCGGCUGGUUAAUCAGUGUCUCCGGAAAGAAAUCUGCCCUCAGAGCAACGGGGAACGUUCGCAGACGUGUAGUAGAGUGGUGUUCGGCUCGUUAACACUGCGCGGACAUGCUCAGUUGCUAAGGUGGGGAGAUAUUGUACAGUCAACGUGCUACUUUACUAUGUAGGAGUAUAACAAUAUGUUUAAUACGAAUGAAGCCAAACUCUUUUAUGUGUCCAGCUAGUACGUAAAGCUGUCCGUACGGCUUAAUUUCGCAGAACUGCUAUUGGAUAUUAUACGCACGAAUGUUGUUAGCUAGGCAGGAGUGUUUGACGGAGGUUAAGGUGACGGUGGUUCCAAAGCAGAAUGUGUGAGGCCGCUAAGAAUGGUGAAGAUUAUACUGACUUGAAUCUUGUAACUACAUCUCUAGACGAUAUCGUAUCUGUUAGCCUUCCAGGGUCAUUGUUCCUUGCUAGCUUCUCCGUCAAAUACAAUCCUAGAUUAAAAACAACACAGAAGUCGACUCUCUAACCAGCGGCUAUCACACUGACCCGACACUGACAAACUGCCUCGUCGUCAGUCUUUUGUUUUUUGCUGCCAGCAACAACUAACGUAUCAGUUGCUUGUUUGGCCCGCAGAAAUACGCAGUCUUGUCAUCGACAUCGGUACUUCAAUAGGCCGCUGUAGAGAUGAAGUCAUCGAGCAAUGAAUAACUUUUCGAUUUCAACACGUGUUUAACUGCUACAACCACAAGUGCAGAGACCAUAGUUACUUGCGACCUGCAAUAACAACAGCCAGAGCGUCAUCAUCUGAUCUCCUUUGACCUCUAUCGGGGGUCUGAGAGCCCAGAUAAGAAUCUUUCAUUAUAAAUAAUACACGCUCGCCUGAUAGUCUCUAUUGCCCCCUCGUUCUUAACCACGUUAGUUAAAUCAUAAAACUAUUUGCGCAAGUACAUACAAGAUAAGGUAUAAUCGUCCUAUAUUGAACAUUACGUUAACGAGACCUAACCCGCGCAACCUAUAUUCGACUGGCUGAACCGUGUUCGGAAGAUGGAUGGCUUGUGAAGCGUAGGGCCUAUCUCGGUGUUGGUUCCGACAUAGGUAAUACGCCUUGACAACAGUGAGGAAGUAUCUCCAUGAGAUUGGCGAAGAAAACAAAGGCACUCCUGUCACAGAGAACGAUAGGACGACAGAAGCAGAUAUGGUUGGCCGUCUAUAAUAAUGAGUACCCACAUACGUGUAUAUAUAUAUAUAUAUAUAUAUAUAUAUACAUGUAUAUGUACAUCUAGUGUGUAAAUUGAGCGUGUAGUUCGUGCGCCGAGAACGUGACAUUGUGUGCUCAUACAACAGAGGAUUACAAAAUGCAUAAGUGACAAGAGUACAAUAUAAUAAGAACACGUAACACCCCUAUCACGAGAAUAAGUUCGGGCCAUUAUAAAUUGAAUAAAUAAGUAGAAGCUAUACGUUGACUAACGCAGCAUGCAUAGUCAAAUGAUAAAUAAAGGCUUUCUAUUAUGGUCAAGCGUUGCUAGGAUUGGCCAAUGCCUUGAACAGCAGCUACGAUAACAACAACAUUUAGGAUACCCCGGGGCCGUCUUAUUGAACCCCUCGUUUUAGAAUCUGGCGCAAAUCCUGGCAUUCGUCUAGCUCGUUGCAGAAACAAGUGGACAAGUCUAGAGAGAAACUUGCCCCCCGUACAGCAAACACCAACAUUUCGUACAGAAUUUAUUCCCGCCCGACUCCAAUUCACAUUGAUUCAUUAUUGGUGGAAAAACCGGAUAAUUAGUCCCUUCUUCUUCUGGUGCCUUUUCGGAUACUAUUAUCUUCGUCCAUAAUUAAGUCUAUUUACUUUAAUUUUAGCUGACAACUGCCAGCUGACUAGCGUCGUUGAUACUUAAGUCUGUUCGUGUUUUUUCGGUGUACAUAAAUGUAUUUAGUGUCGCGGGCAUAACCAAGUCUUCGUUCACAUGUGAUACGUUCAAGAACGGGUCUUCUGUUCUGCUCAAAGAGAUAUGGCCACACUGCGACUUGAACGGGUGGAGUUGCGAAAUCCGGCAGGCGGAUGUCUGAGCGAAGGUAAACGGUACUUCGAAUGAGACGUCAUCCGGCUAAUGUGACCACUUCAAAGCAAGAACUCUGCAGAGAUCCGUUUUCCCCGUGUUAACGAGAACAGGAAGGAUAUCUUGCAUUCUUCCUCAAAGUGCAGCUCGGAAUACCAUGGAUCGGACAGCAGCGAUAACAACGACACGGCCGUCGUGCCCAUCAAGGACCAGUUCAUAUUCAAUUUUACUGCUGUUCUUUGUAGCACAGGUCCUUCGGAAUGAGGCCGCGUGGCAAGACAACAUUCAACCAAAACUUCGCAUCAACACCUUACCGGUCGAUCGUGUGGUACGAUUUCGGAGUGAACAAGAAAAUGACCACUUCCGUUUAUUGGACCAUGAUGGAGACUUUCUACUUAUCGGCGCCAAAAAUAUGGUUUACAAUGUGUCGGCGGCCACGUUAUCGGUUCGUCGUCGCCUUGAGUGGCGUCCGUCGGACUCCGAUGUCAAGAUGUGCAUAUUGAAAGGUAAAAGUGAGGCAGCCUGUCACAACUAUAUUCGGGUCAUUGCCAAGAAGGCCCAUGAUCGUGUCCUCGUGUGCGGAACAAACGCAUACAAACCUAGGUGCCGUGACUAUGCGCUGUUACCUAGCGGGCCACCGCCGUCCGGAUCUUCGGCGUCCGAUCACAAGGGCAAAAAUCAGCGUUCACCUGAUAGAGAGUUCAGUCUGACCGACGAAAAGCCCGGCGAGGGUCUCUGUCCAUAUGACCCUAAUCACAACUCGACGUUUACAUUUGCCGCGCCCUUGGGAUAUCGAACAGAUGGCGACCUUUAUGCGGGCACAGUUGGACAAUUUUCGGGUGCUGAUCCGCUCAUUUAUCGCAAGCCAUUGCGUACAGAACAAUUUGAUCUCAAGCAUCUAAAUGCGCCUCAGUUCGUCUCAUCCAUGCAUCUUGGCGGCUUCGUGUACUUCUUCUUCCGGGAGAGCGCGGUCGAAUAUAUCAACUGUGGCAAAGCCGUGUAUUCGCGGGUGGCGCGCGUUUGCACAAAUGAUCAGGGGGGGCCGCACAAAUUUAAGGAACGCUUCACGUCGUUCCUGAAGGCCCGUCUCAACUGUUCGAUUCCCGGGGAUAUGCCAUUUUACUUUAACGAGCUCCAGUCGACCAGUCCUAUUGUGGAGGGUUCGUAUCGCGGCGAGCGCGCUCGUCUCAUCUACUCUGUGUUAACGACGGGUGCCAACUCCAUCUCCGGUUCGGCUGUGUGCGCGUUUCGUCUCGACGAUAUCGACACCGCCUUCCAUGGCUCGUUCAAGGGUCAAGAGGACAAAAACUCGAAUUGGCUUCCAGUCAUCAAUUCGAAGGUGCCCGAACCACGACCUGGUCAGUGCGUCAACAAUAGCAAAUCCCUGCCCGAUGUCACGCUGAACUUCAUCACCAAUCACCCGCUGAUGGAUCAAGCGGUACCGGCAUAUCUGGGCAGGCCGGUCGUCGUACACACCGGUUUCAGUUAUCGCUAUACAUAUAUUGCGGUCGACCCUCAAGUCGAAGCUGUUAGUGGCAAGAUGUACGAUGUGCUGUUCAUUGGCACCGAUCACGGCCAUGUUCUCAAGGUGAUUAACAUUGCCUCACUGACAGAGGCCGCAAGUGACAAUAGUCAUACGGCCGAACCGGUCAUUGUUGAAGACGUCUACGUGUUUGGACGACCGGGGGAUCCCGGACCAUCAUCGGGGUCGGGUGGAUCUUCUUCGGCAGCUCAUUCCGGCCCCGUGGCUGUUACCAACCUCGUCGUCCAGCGCUCGCCCUACGAGCAGAAACUUAUUGUGGUGAGCAAUAGUGAAAUCCAGGGAGUGCCUCUGUUCCAUUGCCAGCGUGCCCAGAAUUGCGGUGACUGCGUCCGCCUGCAAGAUCCCUACUGCGCGUGGAGUCUCGACGAGCGCAAGUGCACUCACAACUGGCGAAGGGACCGUCACUCCAGUGUUCAAAGCAUUGAGCAUGGCUGGGAUGAGCGAUGCGGAGCGAACUCGGACGAAGCGUUAAAAGGUGAUACAUUUGAAGCAGUGUCCCACAAUCGGCUUACGCUUCUGGAUCCAACUGCGCGUUUUCAACUGCGUCUCAUAGAUCCAUCGACGCACGAUCCUAAAUUAGCAGUUUCCGUCUCCUCUAAUAGGAACAUCUCCUUGGCUGCACUACCUUGUAAACCCUGUGACUACAUCCUGAAUCCUACCAAUACCAGGGCCUCUUCAGUUUCGCAUGCUACUAUUAACGCGCGGCCUCAUCCAAACUCCGGCGCUAUCGUCGAUGACCCAAGGUCGUCGUCUUCGCCUGAUCUUCCUGGUCUUGACCAUCACCCGGAUGGGCCGAACGUCAUUCCUGGGACAUUUUUCACGUCUGCAAACGUAUACUCUGUCGAAACGCUGGCCAUAGCUAUCACAACUUCGAUAGUCACGUCUCUUGUAGUAGGCUUCAUUAGCGGCUAUAUAUUUGCCAGGAGGUGGAAAAACGACAUAGACGUGGAUUCCGGACCGGAGGACUACACGAGGUAUGUGGACAUAAACCGUAUGGGUGGAUUAAUGGGACCCGAUCUUGGAGUCGGCUACGGUGGAGGUCAUUAUGAGCCAACUUACGCUCUCCCGCCCGGAAUGAACGUCGGUGGUCCUCGGCCGAUCAAUCUCGUUCUCAAUAAGAAUGGAAAACCUACAAAUCAUUUAUCAAAUCAUCCCUCCGCGAACCUUGCCAACAGCCCGAUGGCAAUGAACAACAUAGGCACUCUAGACAACAACAAGACCACCACCCUUCAGAAGGUAAAGAAGAUCUACCUAUAGCCAAGUGCUCCAGCCCCGCAGCCGCCGAUGUCUCCAAUUUACGCUGAUCCCGACAACAAUGAUGAGAGGUUCGGCUAAAAAGUGAACUCUUACAUCAGCUACCGACAAGAAAGCAACUGCUAUGAAUGUAUGACUGGAGGCAUGGAGUCGCCAAAAGGAAAAUUAAGAAUCUCGAAAAGCUCAAAGCGGCCGGGUGCGUUUCAUGGGGCCUUGAGGUGUCUCAUCGGUAGUGGUUCCACUGCCAUCGACGAACUCCGCUUUCAUCCUUCCAGCCCCUAUUAAGCUCCAAAAAUCUCGUCAUAUUAUAGAUUUGAAGAGGAAAUUCCUAUUGAAAGAAAUAGGAGCGACUCUUCAAUCUAACUGAAAUGAUUUUUUUCCUUGUUUUCUAUGUUUUAUGUCAUCCGACUUUUGCUUCACGACUUCGGCAGAACCUGUGGCCGCCUUGUCGGAUGAAGAAAGCUGAUGUAAUGAAAACAAAGGCGAGACAUCCAUAAGGGCGGGGCUGCUUGGUGAAACUUCUUUGCCCUCUGCAGUGGGUGCAUGUAAAUGGGCGCCGUGCGUGUAAUCGAAACCCAAAUGAACUUGCACCAAAAGUCACACGUCAAAAGUAAGAGAUUAGCCAAAUCGACGCGAAAUGGUUCCUAGACCCACAUCUAGAUUAACCCACCCGUUGCUUAUUUGCAGGCCUACAGCCAUGCUCGCGAACAGAAUAAUGCUGUUAUUUAUUAAUAGAUAGCCAUAUAUAACGCAUACCUCCAGCCCAAACAAAUGGCGUUCUUCUAAACGUUCGUUGUAUUUCAGUUCUCCGACGACACAUUUUGACGCCAAUGAAUCCAAGUUAGACAGAACGUGUAACAGUAUUAUUGUAACUAUAUGCUACAACUUCAUGCCAAAACAGUGACAUCAAACGAGUACCACUACCUUAAUAACUUAGUGAACAACAGCGACAAGGGGAUGCAUGGAAAAGUUUGAUGAAUCUGCAUGAUAUGACCGCGAUCGGCAGAGAUGAUGGCGGGUGCUAUUAAUAUGGGAAAAAAAUCUGAAAGAGAUAAUGAUAAUAGUGCAGUGUGGCCUACGAGACGUUCUACCGAGCACGUACACGAAAAGCAUACACAUAAACAUAUAUAGAAAUAUAAAAACCGCUAAGACAGGGAAUAUAAGCUAUUGAAUUACUAUUAAUUAGUAACUACGGGAAAAUCGGUCGGCGCCUUCCCACCCACGACUGUUCAAGGUCUUCCCGCCUAUUGUGCUGUCAUUGGUUUUAUAACAACGACUUGCCUAAAAUGAUAGAAGUGAAUGAAAUUAAAGCCGAUGAUAACACACACGAAAGAUGAGCCAAAGCAAUUAAUCGAUAGACAUGGGCAGUGAUCCCGUUUUAAAGUAAUACGACUAAUCUGAACAUUAUUGGAACUGUUUAAUAAUGAGAGAAGGUAGGCCACCGCUGUCAUCACAUCGUUGUGGUGGAACGCUGCCCCCUGAUUCGCCAUCUUGAUCUGAUACCAAAGACACAGCAAGCGUCCCGUCUUUGAAUUAACGGGCGGCGGUAAUUUCAAAAGUGUAAUUAAACAUCAUGUGAUGAGCCUUUUAUUGACGAAAAUGAGGGACGAAAAUAUUGAUUCUCGAUCACGAUUCGUUGACUUUCGCCUGCUUGCGUCCGUUUAAAGGACACGUAACGCCUAUGAGAAUGUACAGUAAUAUAACGGGAUUUAACUAUAUAGCCUUAGGGUAGUAUAUAUUUGUGGUUCGUCAAGGCAUUACCAAUUGACAAUACUUGUAUUUGACGUGCGGAUGGUAAUCAAUCAGGCGUUGCUUACUACGAAAGCGGGCAUGUGGGAAAAAUCCAAAAACCUCGAUUGGUUCUUAGAAUAUUGUUUUCUCGAUAGGCGGCAUACAUUUUAAUAGUACCAUAACCAUUAGGCUUGGUGUUAACUUCUACCUAAAUUCUUGCCGCAAAAAAAUCUCGUAGACCCCCCUGAAAGGGAAACACUUACGAGUCACUGAAAGAGUGGCCACAUAGUGUAAUUGUAUUGUUGCAGUAUAAUCAGCUGGACAGCCUCUUCAGGGUAGCUCGCUUGCUUAAUCCGUGUUCUCGAUGUGUUUCACCUGAUAAUCUGCGCAGAAACCUAAUCUAGACCGUUCCUGUGCUCACUCCAGUUCUCUACAACAUGUCAGAAAGCAGGCGUUUCUGUUCAGUCGCUCAUAUUUGCCUCUUAUUGAGCAUUUAUUAAGAAGCCGUGUGAAAAACAAGAAACUCACUAAUGUGAAGGGUUUUUGUGAGAAUCCGCAUGUAAUACUGAGGGUAAAUUUCCUGUCGCAGCAUUCAACGUUAAGUCCCCACUUUCGUUGUUUCGCAACGAGCAUGUCGGCGAUGAGACGAUCAUCAAAUGCCUCGUGUAAUAAAAACUACCGACGAGAUUCAUUUAUAUGUAACAGUGCUUCAUCAUGUAAAAAGGACGAUUUCACAGGGUGAAUGGGUACUCACAACGAAUGAGCUGACCAGCUAGAAGGGAGAGAAAGUGAGAGAGCGGAACGAUAUGAAUAAGAGUCCGUAAGUAAAUAAAAGUUAAAAGCUAUCACAGAUUUCCUUGAGACGAAUGAUAGUAAUAACAAUAAUUAUUAUUGCCAAUGAUAACCCAGUGUACAAUGUCCCUACACACGCUUACACCCCGAUAAAAAUAUACCUAUUGUAUUCAAUGGAGGAAAAGGGUAGAGCAGGAGCAAUGCAACACGCUGUAGGAGACUCUAUGCAACGCCAAUAACUAGUCGCGAUACAAAGAGAGUUAUCAAUAUUAUUGUAGAUAAAGUAUAAUUAAUGCUGAACAAAGAAUAAUUAGAAAAAGAUUAUACAUGUAACAAUACAAUAGAAGGACAAUAAUAUCAAAUGUCUCUCCAAAGGUAGGGGAGACGCUGAAAGGAGGAGGAAAGUCAAUUUAAAACAUUUCAAGUUUAUAUGUAAUUUUAGAGAAGCAAUGAAAACAACAUUAAGAGGAGAUCAUUUCUUCACUGGUUAAAAACAUGCUUAGAAACCGGAACGACAGCUUAUUGUUUACUCUGUAACUGCAAGUACUGAUAAUCUUUGGGCAAAAGAAAUUUACAAUGAGAGGUCCAACCAACAAGUUUCAUUGUUUGCUUUGGUAUUGUGGAGACAUUGGGUUAAGUCGUCUUCUUCUUUUGCUUGGGCCGACACAUGUUUGGGUUACUACACCGCCCCAUUUAAAAAAAACCAUUACAGUUGCCAGUGAUGCGGUGAGGACCAAUUUGAUCUAACUGAAUAAUACACGAGAACCAACAUUACGUUGUCGUUCUCAUUAUAUAUUAUCUGGAGGCUGCAAGCCUUUUCUAGAUGUUAAAGGCCGGAAUACGUGUGUUUUUUAUUUUUAGCUAGAACACAUGUAGAAUAGCAUGUUGAAUGUAAACACGCGACAUGAUUAUGGUUUAUUCUAUUUGUAGCAUUUGUUAAACUCUACAAACCUAGAUCUAGGUGACUAGCAAUUCAGUUGUUUACAUUAUUAUUAUUUGAAAAUGAAUCCUAUUUUUGUCCCAUGAUUCAACGUAUUUAGGCUAAAUGCCUAUUCUUUGAAAUGGUCAGUUUCGACAACGCCAUGCCUUCAUGGACCCCACGCACCGUAACAUACCAGCUUACCGAGUAUGACAAGCUAUAGCAAAAUCAAUUGAGAACGGUUAAACGUCUUUGAGUCGACCGACCAUAUAUAUAUAUAUAUGGCCAUUGCAUAAUUUUACGUAAUAUAUAUUCUACGCAAUGUGUUUAGCAACACGAGCUCGUGUUAACUUUGUGCUAGUUCGUCCAUUCGUGACCUUGUACUGUAUUUGAAGUUUUAACAAUUCAAGUUUAGGUAGGAUGCACACUUAUUGCACACACAGAGCAUAAUGAGUUCCCUUAAUAGAGUUUUGGUUCUGAAUCGCGCCAUCACCCGUUCGUUUUGUACGGCACACAGACAUUUUGGAUCAUUUGUAUAUAUGUCGACGGGAAAUCAUUGAGCUAUUUAUUCAAUUCAACUGGAAGUAUAGCCGAUAAAUUCACAGAAAAAAGCUUUGAUCUAUAUGUGAAUCGUAUCAUACAUGUUUUUGGGAGACCUUCAUUUCCACCUAACUGACAUAGGCUGCGCAUUUUGAACGUUCUGUUCUUUGGCCACUUUAAACUAGCCCCAUAAUUUUUUAUCUGUAUCAUCUAUAAUAGUCCCAGGCCUUAAAUGGAUAUAGGCACAAUGGUAAUGGAGCGAGAGAUACCAAACGUGAGCGAACUUAAAAAAACAAGAGAUUAAAUAGAACUUUUAAUAUGGAGUCAAUUGAUUUAUUAGCUGUGUAGACUGCUAGAGCGACGUCACUCAUAUGGACGAAGCAAUAGUGCAUUUCUAGAGAUCCCCCAUUAAUAAAUAUAUCCUGGUACAUACAUUACUUUUAUUAUUAGCGCAAAUGUACAAAACAUAUAAAUAAAAUUUAACAUAAAUAACAGGGCAGGCCAGCACCCAUCAACAACCAAUGGAUACAUGUACACAUCGAAGGCCACGUACACACAAACACAUUGAUAGAAUCAAAAUUAACAGAAGAACUACUACGAAGAAAAACGAUAAACAGCACUAUACAAUACACGACGCGGCCUUUUGCGGCACACACGAAAUGAUAUGUGAUCAUAACUAUAUGAUAUGGUGUAAGCCAACCAACGACGGGACGAGGCAAAGAACUAUAAUGUAAACGAUAUAAACAAAGGUAACGCAAAUAAUAACGUACGUACAUAUUGUAUAUAUAUAUCGUACGAUAUCUGAACGUAUUAGAGAUCUCAAACACUAGCAGACGAAAUGAGCGGGACGAAAAAAACAUAAUCGAACAGGGGCAUACGGAUUUAGGCACAAAUACACUGAAAAACAUAAAGACACACAUUUUGUAUAGAAUAAAAGAGAAUAGAUAUUGAAAACGAUAUAGAGAUAGACCCGAGGUCUUGAGAGACAUGAAAUAGGAGCCAAGUGAAAAGUGGAAAUAAAUAUGAAAAAAUCAGUAAAAAUACGAUGAAGCAGAGAGACGUAAAAUCGACUUGUCACAAAACGACGAAAGUUUAAGCCCAAAGAAUAUGUAAAUAAAUCAAGUGACCGACAGGUGUA
Varroa destructor (honeybee mite) is the source of this 10333-nucleotide messenger RNA. RefSeq names its product semaphorin-1A-like. The record is from RefSeq and is a predicted model, not a curated record. Gene Ontology annotation, biological process: negative chemotaxis; positive regulation of cell migration; neural crest cell migration. Gene Ontology annotation, cellular component: plasma membrane. NCBI's taxonomy places the organism in Eukaryota, Metazoa, Arthropoda, Arachnida, Mesostigmata, Varroidae. Gene Ontology annotation, molecular function: semaphorin receptor binding; chemorepellent activity.